Messenger RNA from Electrophorus electricus (electric eel), 1208 nucleotides. RefSeq names its product cAMP-regulated phosphoprotein 19b (gene arpp19b). Gene Ontology annotation, molecular function: protein phosphatase inhibitor activity. Lineage: Eukaryota; Metazoa; Chordata; Actinopteri; Gymnotiformes; Gymnotidae. Gene Ontology annotation, cellular component: cytoplasm. The record is from RefSeq and is a predicted model, not a curated record.
UCUACUCCGUUAAUAAAAGUUAUUUUAGCUAAAAUAGCUAGAUUACCUACCUCUACCAGCAUUGUGGCAGAGGCUCUGGACAGUGGGAGACGGACGACUUAGCUAGCGGUGUCGUGGUAAAGAAGGGAAAUAGUGUUGUUUACACUAAAUCUGUCACAGUUAAAUUAAUCACAAUGUCUAACGAAACUGAAAUUGCAAAUCAAGCUAUGGAGGAGGCGACCACGGAGGAGCAGCAGGAGAUGCAGGAUAAGGUUGUGAGUCCCGAGAAAGCAGAGGAAGCCAAACUAAAGGCUCGGUACCCCCAUCUCGGCACUAAGCCUGGCGGGUCAGACCUGCUGAGGAAAAGGCUACAGAAAGGGCAAAAAUACUUUGAUUCAGGAGAUUAUAAUAUGGCCAAAGCCAAGAUGAAGAAUAAACAGCUUCCAUCAGCCACAGCUGAAAAAACUGAGAUCACUGGAGACCACAUCCCCACACCUCAGGAUCUACCCCAAAGGAAGCCCUCACUGGUUGCCAGUAAACUGGCUGUCUGAUAUGAACCCUGUGGACUUUGUGUCCCUUUACCAUUCCUAGUGUCUUGAGCUUGUUAAUACCCCUUUCUCCAUUUUUCUAUUUUUUCCCUUGCCUCCACCCCACCCCCUUAUUGCCUGUUUAAUUGAUUGGGAAAACAUUUUGAUAAAAUUGAACACUUGUUUGCUGGGUGCUCUCUUAACCUAUUCAUCUGUGGUAUCAAGGUUUUGGCUGUAGAAGUAGAUGUAGCUAUAAAGUCUACUCUCAGGUUUAAACACACUGUAAUCUUGACUUGAACAAACAUUUUUAGGAUUUUAGAUUUUUAAGUACUCACUUCCCUGCAGUGAUUUAUGUGUAUUUUGCUGUUUGAUUGAAAGGCUUGAACAGAUCUCAUUUGUCUAAACUAUGUCUCGUGAAAAGCAGAGGGAUUUUUUGAUUAGCGCUGCUUGCCUCCUGUCUGUGACUUGUGUUAACGGCCUUAAUUGUAUCUGGCACAGUUUCUCCUGGGCAAUAUUUGCCCACUCUGGGUGGGUGGGGGGCAUUUGUGGCUUUGGUCAGGAGCUUGUGCUGAUAUUUCAUCUUCUUUCAUCUCUUAUGUCUUCUAGUUGGUGCAGCAAAUAAUAUUCAAACUGCACAAGCACUUAGUCACAACUGUGCCAUUUGUUUUGUAAAUAAAAUAGUUUUGCACAUAAACUUACAGA